UUGAAGUGUAAAAAAGAUCAAAUCUUGAAUCAAGUAAGCAAAAAAAAACAUGGAAAUCUUGAUCAAGAAAGGUCAUUUUCUAGUCUUUUUGAUCAUUUUUAUGAAUUUUUCCUUUUCAAGAACCAUUUCUCAAGAAUCACAAUCAAAACAAAUCUAUUGUGGAAACAUAAAGAUUGAAGAUCCAUUUGUUUCUCAAAACUCAAAAAAAUCAUCUUUCUUGAAGAACCUUGUCCUUUGUAGAUCAAACACUUUAUACUUCAAAACUUCUCUUGGCCUUUUCCAAAUUUCUUCAAUUGAUUACAACAACAAACUUUUAACUAUUUCUCAUCCUUCUUUUUCUUGUUUGAUGAUUGAUGAUGUCCAAUAUUUGGGAAAUGAAUUCCAUCCUAAAGAAAUGAAAUGUUCACAUUAUAGAAGAGUUUAUAAAAGUAGUACUUAUGAUCAAGAUGGGAAUAAUGUGAAAUUUGAGUUAGGGACAAGGAUAUCUUGGGAUAUUGAUCAUGUACCAAAUCCUUGUGAUGAGUGUAGAAAACCACAUGGUAAUUGUGGAGUUGGAUUGAGAUGUCUUUGCCAUUUAACAGAAUGUAAGGUGGAGGUUUCUGUUGGUGCAAUUAAGAGAUCUAGUGGUACUAUGCUCUUCUCUUUGCUUUUCUUGAUUGUACUUUUGGAUCAUCUUGAAGGGGUUUUAAUGUAGUUAAAUUCUUCACUCUCGUGUGUAAAAACAAGAUGUGUUUACUUAACUUAUUUGCUAUGAGAGAGUGAAAAAUUGUCAUGAAGACUAUCAAGAUGUAUUUACUUACUUGCUAUGCCAAAGAAUGAGAAUUCUUCAUGAAGACUUUGAAGAUGUACAUUGUACUACAUGAAAUUAUGUUGUUAUGUUGUACUAAAAAGUAUGUUGCUCGGACUCUCCAAAAAUGUCACUAGGUGCACGUCAAAUCCCUAAAAAAUAAGCACAUUUUUGGAGGAUUCGACACAGGUGUGGAUUCAUUUAUAUAGAGUCGGUGCAACAUAGCUAAAUAGUGUGAUGGAGAUCUAUCUUGCUCAGACUCUUUAAAAAUGUCAAUAGAUGUGUGUCAGAUCCUCCGAAAAGUAAUUUUGGAGGACUUGACAUAGGUGCAAGACUAGACAUUAGCUAAAAAAGUGUGUGAUGAAGAUUUCCUAGAUACUUCUUGUUUCAAUAUAUGUC
This is a messenger RNA of Solanum stenotomum, 1186 nucleotides long. RefSeq lists its product as uncharacterized. The coding region runs from base 50 to 694 and encodes 214 amino acids. The transcript has 2 exons. NCBI's taxonomy places the organism in Eukaryota, Viridiplantae, Streptophyta, Magnoliopsida, Solanales, Solanaceae. The record is from RefSeq and is a predicted model, not a curated record.